GGUUCAUUACGCUGGCAACGCAUAAACUCAGUGACUACUCCGCUUUCCAAUACAACAAGACCAAUGGCAACUCAACAGACUGCCCCUAUACCAGCCCUUAUACUACCUAGCCGCUGUGACCACUGAUCCCACGAUGGCACCUCGCGAGAGGAUAUUCCUCCCAAUACUAUGCAUGUCAGACACCGGAACAGCGAAGUUAAGUGAUAGCUUGCAUGACCAUGUUCACCUGCCUGCCCAAGCUUAGUUCCGGGGCGGGAGAUGACGAGGACGACAGAGAGCGCCGGUUCGUCUAUAAAGAUCACCAUUCUCUCACCUCUGGAGCCCAUUUCCUCUCAACACAACACGGAAAUUCCAAGCCCAGCCUCCAGACUAAAACAGCAGAAUGCAUCCUUUGAGCACCAUCUCCAUACUCGCGAUUGCCGGCAUUGCCGGCGCCGCCCCAGCACCCGCCCAGCUUGACGAGCGAGCGGGCUUUUGGUCCGUGGCGGGCUGGGGCGGCCCCAACUGUCAGGGGAGCCUUCUCUGGGCGUACACGGGCACGGGCAACUGGUGCCAGAACGUGCCGACCCUGGCGGCGUCGGUCAGCACAAGCAUCAAACAAAACACGCAGUUCGAAUGGCGACCCACUGCCAACUGCGGAAUCAUCAGCCGCGACGACGCCGAUGCCAAUUCGACCGUGUCCGCGUUGGAGGUCGGGCACAAUGGCGGGAAUGCGCUCGCGGCGCGUCAGACGACGAACAGUUGUUCCAACGCGCCCGUCCUGGCCUUCAAGGUCACCUUCGUCUAGCGACUGGGACGGCAAUGGAGUCGCCUGGGCCGGGCACUUCCAUGGAGCGGGGGCAGGUGCACGGUUUGGACGGGGAGAGGGCUGAUUUAUCAUUUGACAGGGGCCUAGUUCUUCACACUACUAGUAGACUUAUUAAUGAUGGAGCAGCUGUAUAUAGGUGGCUGAUAUAACCCCCUCUUUCAGCAGCUCAGAAAAUCCUCAUUCAAAGGGACAUGAUGUAAAACCCCCGAUCCGACGCGAGUGACAUUCGAGCGUCUCCCACUCCACUCUCCUUUCCAAGGUCGCUUCAUCGUACUUCCAUUCAUCAUUCGGCGUACUUAGGGCCACGUACCAAAGGCACACCACCCCCAAAUUGACUCAAAACACCUUGUAUAGAACAGCUACGAGUAUGAAAGACAC
Molecule: messenger RNA, 1186 nt
Organism: Chaetomium strumarium
Lineage: Eukaryota; Fungi; Ascomycota; Sordariomycetes; Sordariales; Chaetomiaceae
Exons: 2
Coding region: 383-787 (134 amino acids)
Source: RefSeq, a predicted model, not a curated record